Molecule: messenger RNA, 1802 nt
Organism: Westerdykella ornata
Lineage: Eukaryota; Fungi; Ascomycota; Dothideomycetes; Pleosporales; Sporormiaceae
Product: kinase-like protein
Exons: 2
Coding region: 38-1615 (525 amino acids)
Biological process (GO): mitotic DNA damage checkpoint signaling; protein phosphorylation
Cellular component (GO): cytoplasm; nucleus
Molecular function (GO): ATP binding; protein serine/threonine kinase activity
Source: RefSeq, a predicted model, not a curated record
GGAGGGCUGAGCAUUGUGACUCAAAAUCCACAAAAACAUGACCAUGGCUGAUGAGACUCUGAGUCAAGAUUGGAGGGGCAGCACCACCGAGCCCAACACCCCAGAGUCAGUUCCUGAUCUGAAAACCCCCUCGGACUGGGUCUUCGCUCGUCUAAUCCCAACCAACCGCCCCGCCCAGGCAGCGAUAGAAAAGACGUUUGCGUUGAAUUCGAGUCACCACUCCCAGUUCAUUGCAGAAACAGAGUUUCGAGAUAAACGAGCGUUAUGUUUUGAGUUAUCGUUGCGAGUGUUGCCAGAGUACCCUCAAAUAGGAUGGCGCAUCGGAAAGGGCCGCGCUGACCUUGGAAACAAUCGUGGUGUGGACCUCCUGCUACAUGGAGCCGGGGGUGACGAUGUUGCAGGCCAACAUGCACGCUUAAAUUGGGUCAAGGGAGCAGCGGGCUUCUUCUUGAUCGCGAGUAAUAGAAGAGGAAAGAGAUGUACGAUGAAUGGUGAUGACUUCACGCACGAUCGGCGCGUUAUACCCUUUAAGAACACCAUCAUGCUCGGGGAAUGCGCAUUUACUCUUCAGUAUGUUGUUCGCGAACCCAAAGAAGAGGACCGGUUCCAGGUGGAACUGAAGGAAUUUUGUUCAAGCGUGUUACAAGAUAAGAACCCAUAUAUCCUUCCAACGCCGCGGGAGGCAGACGCAAGAUUUGGGGACUGGGUAGUACAACACGCAAUUUCAAAAGGGGCGUACGGAACCGUGUAUAUGGUGACGCACGCGGCGGAUGGAAGGCCUGCGGCCGCAAAACAGCUUUUGAAGACGAGGUGGAAUGCUAGGCAGGUUGAACACGAAGUGAAGAUGGCGCUGAGAAUAUCAAAGCUUGAGCACCCGGGAAUUGCCAGUCCAUUUUAUAUACGGCAGCGGCCCUGUAGAAGUGCGAUAGAAAUUUCCAGGAUCAAAGACCUCCUCAGUGACACGUGGGACCCUAAGAGAAUGGGCGACAUAACCGACGAAUACAUCAUCUUCUCUCCCUUACUAAACGCGACCUUCCACUCUAUCAUCACUUCCACCCUGCCCGAGUCCCGCCGCACACACUUCUUUGCCAGAUUGCUGGAAGGAGUAGCCUUUCUUCAUGACCAAGGGCUAUGCCAUCGAGAUAUCAAGCCGGGCAACAUCUUGAUACGAAGCUACGAUCCUCCCGAGGCUUUACUAUCCGAUUUUGGAUGUGCAUCCGAUCAGAAUUCCAUUUUGUAUGAUCGGCCUGGUACUGUCCCUUAUCUUGCUCCUGAGCAGCGAGAAGGCCUUAAGCAUGGUCGCGCAGUUGAUUACUGGGCGUGUGCUAUUGUUGGCUACGAACUACUUACAGGUGAAGUUACACAUGGUAGAAUCGAGCCGGGCCCAGUGCUGGACUAUUAUCACAAAACACUGGAUGACAGGGGCUCAGUGAUGGCAGAAUGCUGUAAAGACAUGUUGAAUCCCGAUCCAGAUGCAAGAAUAAGUGCCAGAGAAGCGGCAAAUGCGUUGGCAUUAUUCUUUGCAGUACAAGAGAAGAGUCAGGAUGGGCAAAGAAGUGGUGAUGAAAGCGACGCAAUGUCUCUCUUGACCUAUAAACGGACGAGAUAUAAUUGAUGUUGGCAAUCCUAUCUUUUACCUGCCCGUAUCUCAACACGGCCUUCUCGGGCCAUCGUAGUGUUGCAUAAAUGAGGCUACAUCAAUUAGAGUGCCGGUCGCGCCCGCCGGACGCGAAAGACUUCAAGCUCAGGAAGUUCCGAAACACUGCAGGUGGUCACGGAAGCACUUAGGCACUGCCCCGGGC